Molecule: messenger RNA, 1235 nt
Organism: Oppiella nova
Lineage: Eukaryota; Metazoa; Arthropoda; Arachnida; Sarcoptiformes; Oppiidae
Source: the annotation of a GenBank genome assembly
GAGUGAAUGGAUGAGUGAAUGGAUGUGUAAAUUGCAGUGAAAUGGCAGUGAAUUGGUGUGGAUUAAGACACAAAUGCAUUGAAUUGAUGGUCACCCUCGACCACAUGUGCAUCCAAUCCAAGAGAUGCACUCAUUUCAAGUUCAGACCCGUUCAGCACAAGCAACAGAUGUCUGUUAUCCACAAAUUGGUGGCCAAUAACACAGACAAUGUUUUGGCAAAACUCAUGCAAAACAAACCAAACAUCAUAUCCAAGGGGUCGCCUAAUAGGAGGGACAGUGACCGGAGUGACCACCAGAGCAGUGAUAAAGUGAUGACCAGAAGAAUGACUGUAUUGAACAAACAGCUUCUUCAGGCCAUUUCAGACGUGCUCUCAACCGAACAAAUCGGCGAUGAGUUGAAUGAACUCCAGGUCCACAUCACUCAGGUCAGAGUUAAUAAGCGCUGCGAUUCUGCGAAUGUCUAUUGGAUCUCAAAAUGUGAUGAAACCGAAAGAGUGGUCCAAAUGUUGGACCAAAUGAAGGGACGAUUACGUCAACACGUGAUGGACAGGCAUUUGAUGCAUUCCGUGCCGUGGAUUCAGUUUGUAUUAGACGUCUCACAAAAUCAUUGCCAAGAAGUGGACAGAAUUCUGAAGAAAUGCGAUUUCGGGCCCGACUUCGAGCCCUUCGACGCGACUAUGUUUGAGACGCCGUACCAAAGGGUCAGUCGAUUGGAGGGGAAGACGAUCGUUGAGACGCCACCGAAGGCUCACAAUAUAGACGAAGUCUAUGACUGUCUGACACUUAAGAAGCCAAAUGAUAUGCAAAUGAAUUGUUUGGGUCUUAACUAUGAGAUGAUUAUGAAUAUUGUUUUAUCAAAUCUUAACAAAUCUCGAGCACAACACAGAAGUUUCAAUGCAGUGGCGGAUCCAUUGCCACCACCCGACUGGUCAGUUGAGCCACCAGUGCCUCAGCCCAAUGAAUCGGAUGCCAUCUAUAACACCGAUGAGAGGAUUAGAGUCAUGAAAAAGUUUUUAGUGGAGAACCGGAAGAAGAGGGAGCGGUUGUCCCGGUCUCUCAAACGCUCAAUCAUUUUGGAUGAAAUGCAAGUCAGUUGUCAUUUGAGUGAUGCUUUCGAUAGAUAUGAACAAAACGCAGAGCAUUUCGAUGAAGAGUUCACUCAAGACUUGGAUUCCACUUUAGAUCUGGAAGACGCGUCCAAUGAGUCAAAUGAUACACAAAAUGAAAAUAUUUAG